UGUUUCUCUUCAAUUAAAAAGUGAAGAGGAAAUCCAGGAGCGCACGAAAAGCACCUAUCGCCUACUGGGUCUAAAUAAUUGUCCUUGUUGACCCUUCUUCCUCGUUCUUUCUCCGCUCUAAUUUACUCCCUGAGUUUUUCUCCGUAUAGGUUAUGGAGGGAAGAAUUUUGUUAAAGGGUGUUAUUUUUAUGUGCUUAAUUGCCUGUUCAACUGCUAGAGAAAUCAAAGUGAAGGAUCAAGGGGCAAUCUACAAUCACACUCUUGCCACCAUAUUGGUGGAAUAUGCUGCAUCGGUCUAUGUGUCAGAUUUGACUGAACUAUUUACUUGGACAUGCCCAAAAUGUAAUGAUUUGACGAAGGGGUUUCAAAUUUUAGAGCUCAUUGUUGAUGUGAGGCGAUGUCUACAGGCAUUUGUGGGGGUGGCUCCAAAUCUUAAUGCCAUUGUAAUUGCUUUCCGAGGCACUCAGGGAACCAGCAUACAGAAUUGGAUAGCAGAUCUAUACUGGAAGCAGCUUGAUAUAGAAUAUCCUGGAAUGGAAGAUGCAAUGGUGCAUCAUGGAUUUUAUUCUGCUUACCACAACACAACAUUUCGCCCUGGAGUGCUAAGUGCUGUUGAAAGUGCAAAAGAACAGUAUGGAGACAUUCCCAUUAUGGUGACAGGACAUUCAAUGGGAGGGGCCAUGGCUGCUUUUUGUGGAUUGGAUCUCACAGUAAAUUAUGGCUCGCGGAAUGUUUCAGUUAUGACAUUUGGACAACCUCGAAUAGGGAAUGCUGCAUUUGCGUCCUACUAUAGCAAAUGGGUGCCAAAUACAAUUUGGGUCACACAUGAACAUGAUAUUGUCCCUCAUUUGCCCCCGUACUAUUACUAUUUCCCUCAGAAAACUUAUCAUCAUUUUCCUAGGGAGGUGUGGCUCCAUAACCUAGGUUUUGGACUUCUUUCUUAUACAGUCGAAAAGGUCUGUGAUGAUUCUGGGGAAGACCCUUCUUGUAGCAGGUAA
Molecule: messenger RNA, 998 nt
Organism: Solanum pennellii
Lineage: Eukaryota; Viridiplantae; Streptophyta; Magnoliopsida; Solanales; Solanaceae
Product: lipase-like
Exons: 9
Coding region: 153-998 (281 amino acids)
Biological process (GO): lipid metabolic process
Source: RefSeq, a predicted model, not a curated record